AUCAGUCAGCUGCUGCACGCCCCCAACAACGACAACACCCACCAGCAAAAAUCAACCCACUUAAUUAAGUAAUUGGCCACAGCAAUGGCCGAGGAGGAGGCGUGCAUGUACGCGCUGCAGCUGGCCGUGUCGUCGGUGCUGCCGAUGACGCUCAAGACUGUCAUCGAGCUCGGCAUCCUGGAGACCCUCGUGAGCGCCGGCAGGGAAGCGCCUCUGACGCCGGAGGAUCUGGCCGCGAAGCUGCCGGCCAAGGCCAACCCGGAGGCGGCGUCCAUGGUGGACCGCAUGCUCCGGGUGCUUGCCUCCUUCAACGUCGUGUCGUGCGUCGUGGAAGAGGCGAAAGACGGCAGCCUCUCCCGCCGGUACGGCCCCGCGCCCGUGUGCAAGUGGCUCACCCCCAACGAGGACGGCGUCUCCAUGGCCGCCUUCGCCCUCGCCGCCCAGGACAAGGUCCACAUGGCCACCUGGCCUUACAUGAAGGACGCGGUCCUGGAAGGCGGUGACCCGUUCACGAAGGCGUUGGGGAUGUCGUGGUUCGAGUACGCCGGCGCCGACACGCGCUUCAACCGCAUGUACAACGAGGCCAUGACGCACCACUCGGGCAUCAUCACCAAGAAGUUCCUCGAGCUCUACACGGGCUUGGACGGCAUCGGCACGCUCAUCGACGUCGGCGGCGGCAUCGGGGCCACCAUCCACGCCGUCACCUCCAAGUACCCGACCAUCAAGGGGAUCAACUACGACCUGCCCCACGUCAUCGCCGACGCGCCGGCCUACCCCGGCGGGCGCGUGCAGCACGUCGGCGGGAACAUGUUCGAGAAGGUGCCCUCGGGCGCCGACGCCAUCCUCAUGAAGUGGAUCCUCAACUGCUUUAGGGACGAGGAGUGCGCGACGCUCCUCAAGAACUGCUACGACGCAUUGCCGGCACAUGGCAAGGUGAUCAACGUGGAGUGCAUCCUGCCGGUGAACCCGGACGAGACGCCCAGUGCGAGGGGCUUGAUCCAGAUCGACAUGAGCCUGCUGGCGUAUAGCCCUGGUGGCAAGGAGAGGUACCUGAGAGAGUUGGAGAAGCUCGCCAAGGGCGCUGGGUUUGCCGCCGUCAAGGCCACCUACAUCUAUGCAAACUUCUGGGCCAUCGAGUACACCAAGUAGCUAUUGACGCCAUAUCUAGUUGCUGCUGCUCGCUGCUAGCUGCGACCUGCCAUUGCAUCUAGUUUGUCUUUACCAAGUUAAUUUUCCUUUAGUCCCCCGGUCUACGCUUGAAUAAAUUAAACGAGAACGAGCAAGGCAAACUCUUAUUUACUAGCUCCCGUAUAUACCGGUGGGUUUUCAGCCGUCGGAUUUGCAAGAGAUCCAUGCCCCAGAGCAGAUCACGUGCGGGGGAACCGGUUGGCGCGUAUCUCGGAGCGAGUUCCGACGGCCGAAAAACCGCUGGUAUAUACCGGAGCCGUAAGUAAGCUAGCCGCCUUUUGAAAGAGCAACAACAGUUAAGAGGGAAGAAAAACAUGGUUCAUCGUC
This is a messenger RNA of Brachypodium distachyon (stiff brome), 1515 nucleotides long. RefSeq names its product tricetin 3',4',5'-O-trimethyltransferase. Bases 85 to 1149 code for a protein of 354 amino acids. Gene Ontology annotation, biological process: methylation. The record is from RefSeq and is a predicted model, not a curated record. Gene Ontology annotation, molecular function: S-adenosylmethionine-dependent methyltransferase activity; protein dimerization activity; O-methyltransferase activity. The transcript is spliced from 2 exons. Lineage: Eukaryota; Viridiplantae; Streptophyta; Magnoliopsida; Poales; Poaceae.